Messenger RNA from Tarenaya hassleriana, 1154 nucleotides. RefSeq lists its product as uncharacterized. Gene Ontology annotation, cellular component: plasma membrane. The transcript is spliced from 2 exons. The record is from RefSeq and is a predicted model, not a curated record. Lineage: Eukaryota; Viridiplantae; Streptophyta; Magnoliopsida; Brassicales; Cleomaceae. Bases 96 to 971 code for a protein of 291 amino acids.
UAAUUUUCGCAUUUCCUCCUCCCUCUCUCCAUCUCUCUAGUCGUCCUCCAAAUUAAGACCCAAAACAAAACCACCGGCGACUCAACGUUUUUCCGAUGGAGGGGCCACGGCUUCCUCCUCAGCCAUAUGCCGCCGCCGACGAAGACAAGCCCGACGAUCCUCCCUCCUCCGCCGUCCACCGCCCCUCCGCCAGUCUCCCCGACCUCCCCUCUGCCUCGGCCACCCCCUCCCCCUCCCAUUGGCGGAAGCAUUCCCUCAACUUCUCCCCCUCCCUCACUCCGCCACGUCCUCCUCCGCCGGAACCCAUCCCCGAGGUCGAGACCUAUGUCGUCCAAGUCCCACGUGACCAGGUCUAUUGGGUCCCUCCCCCCGAACACGCCAAAAUCGCCGAACGGAGAAGGAAACCGGAGAAAGCCAAGAAAGGUGGAUGUUGUAAACGCCUUGCAUGGUUCCUCUUCGUCUUGAUCGUUCUCGGGAUCAUCGCCGGUGUUAUCGCUUUGGUCGUUAAUUUCGUCUUCCGACCAGUUCCUCCGUUGUUCACCAUCGAGAACUUCGCUGUCAAAACCCAGAAAUCUCGCAUUCUGUCGUUUGAUAUCACGUUGAGAGCCGAGAACCCCACGUCAAACAUGGGGGUCGAUUACAUGCAGAGCGCCGGCGUUUCGAUCUCUUACAAGAACAAGAAUCUCGGACGUGGGAGGUUCCCGAAGUUGUCGCAAUCCGCGUCCGGAUCCGACAAAGUUCGUCUGAAGCUCGACGGAUCCAAGAACGCGUCGUUGCCUCCGGAAUCGAAACAACCGGUGAAACUGGUUCUGACGGCUGAUCUCGAUGCGAAGUACGGUGUAGGACCGUUGAAACGGAACAAGGGAGUGACGGUGACGUGUUAUGUGAAGGUGAAAGGUUUAGAUGCGAAGAAGGUUCAGAUUGUGUCGGAGAAUUGUGAGAGCGAAUUCAUCGUCAUCAAGAAGAAGUGAAAAUGUGUUCGUAAACAUGCAUGCAUGGGAUCGAUUCUACGUGUCUUUAGAUGUGUGUUGUCGUAUAAUGUGUGCGAUGUAACGUUGUUUUGUUCCUCUGUCUUUGUAUUACAUGUUCAUGUUUGUAUUCAUGUUUUUUUGGUCUAAGAAAAUCUAAAAAAAAUCAAGGCCGAAUUGCCUCAA